Molecule: messenger RNA, 4007 nt
Organism: Megalops cyprinoides (Indo-Pacific tarpon)
Lineage: Eukaryota; Metazoa; Chordata; Actinopteri; Elopiformes; Megalopidae
Gene: ppp1r26
Product: protein phosphatase 1, regulatory subunit 26
Exons: 2
Coding region: 188-3760 (1190 amino acids)
Biological process (GO): negative regulation of phosphatase activity
Molecular function (GO): protein phosphatase inhibitor activity
Source: RefSeq, a predicted model, not a curated record
UGUUGGAUGCCGUGCACUUACAGCGCGUACCCGAGCGGUGUGUGGACACUUGCAAUCUUCCCAAUUAAUAACACCAAGAAAACCUUCGAAACAACCGAAAUCGUCGAAACGAAGGCGUCUGCUAUCAGGAUGUGAAUGUGGCUUGUGCCGUCCCUCCCAUGACCACGGCCCACCCCAGCACAUUAGAAUGUUCCUGAAGAAUGUUCCACCUGUGGUUGCACUGCAUACAGAAUGGAGGUCCUACGGCCCGACCAGAAGCUUUAGCCUGCCGUUGUGCUUCAAUGAUACUGACAGCGACAUAUCUACCCCUGGCACACCGAUCCCUGAGAAGGUCCAGAUGAUCAUUGACGGCCUGAGAAGCACCCAGUCCUCCCUCGAUAUGAGCAGUGAGUAUGAGGGAAAUCUUCAGGCAGGUCCAGCUCCAGCCCCGGGAUACACCAGCAAGGCAGGUGACGCCACGCACAAAGCAAGGCACAGGAGCACAAUGGCGGGCGUUAGAGCGGAUGACCAGCGUGCGGAUCCCGUGGGAGCGGGCUCCAGGAGUCCCGAUUCCGACAGCGAUGACUCUGUGGACAGAGGAAUUGAGGAGGCCAUUCAAGAGUACCUGAAGGAAAAGGGUGACCACAAACGGAAACUGGAGCCAGCGACAAGUCCGUCACAGGUCCCCAAACAGGCAAAGAGAGGACUGUUCUUGUCAGACAGCCCCAAACACUCGGAUAGCAAUAAAAUCUUAACUGCCAGCAGCAACCACAUCCCAAAGAGUGCAAAAGCCUCAUACUCAGUAGCUAUUGAUAAAAAGCGUUUCAAAAAUGAUAGAAGCUCUGAGGGGAAUCUAAUUCCAUGUAAAAAAGGGGACCUCAACAAGGCAGUAAAAAAUUUCUCCUUUGAAUCACAGAAACACCCUUUUGACCUGACUACCUAUCCCUACAAAGUGCAGCCUCUUGGUGCACUUAAAGUGGUCGAAGAGUCUCCUGACUCCAGCAGUGACGAUGGGAUCGAGGAAGCAAUUCAGCACUACCAGCUGGAGAAGAAAAAGGAUAAUCCCGAAGACCCCAGAAAAUCCUCCAAACCCUUGCGACUUAAUGAAGAAUCAGAUUCCAGCAGUGAUGACGGCAUUGAAGAAGCCAUUCGUCGUUACCAGCUGGAGAAGCAAAUAGAGAAGAGCAGAAAUGUCACAAAGGUCUCUAAACCCUCUCAACCCAAGCAAACCCAAGUGAGUAAAGCUACAGCACCGAGUCUGGAUCACUCAGGCACCCGAGCUAUCAAAAAACAGAAAGUGCUUACAAAGAAGAAGAAAAAGGAGAGGAGCCCUAGACCUGCGCUGUCUGUGCCAGUCGCCUCUUGUGACAGUUUGAGCAGACCAGUGGACAGCCACGAAGUCAAAGACAAUUGUGUAAAUUUAACAAAAAACACAACCCUCUUGGAGGUGCAGAGUCCAGCUCCCUUGAAGGUGAACACCACUGCUGAACUAAUGUGCGCUGAGGCCAUCCUGGAUAUUUCCAAAGCCGUCAUGCCUGAGGCCUUUGCGCACAGUACAGCCCUUACAAACAACUGUGUUCAGUCUACUUUCCUCGACAGGGACGGCUCCAACUGCUUAGACAACAAAAGCGAUGAAAGCUCGGUUGACAGUGAUGAUGGGAUUGAACAGGAGAUCAGAAAGUUCUUGGAACUGAAGGCGCAAAUGCACAAUCAGCCAUCUGGCCCGCCUAGCUUUGCAUGUGCAAAAGAGCAGGUCACACCGGCGCAGCAGAAGAGGAAGCUAGACCCUUCCAGAAAUAAAAAGCUGAAGCACUCCCUAUCGGAUAGAAGAAAACACAAGGAGGAGAAUGGUAGUGUUUCCAAAGGACAAGGUUCAAAGGAAGGAGAAGAGCCUCACCCAAACCCUUUGACACUGAGUGACAGACAUAACAUCUUCAGAACUCAGGCAUCAGCUACAUCUGCAGAGACUGCUGUCCCUCUCCAUGUAGUCACAACUCCAAAAAGGGAAGGCCCUAUGAAAAAUGGAGAGCAGAAACACUCUCCCAUCAGCCUGAAGGACACAAGAGAUCCAGGAACUAAUGAGGGAGUUUCACGCUCGUCGAGCUUGAAAAACGAAGUAUCAAAAUCAUCAAUGUUGGCAGAGAGAAGGGCACAGACUGGCGACAAGAGCAGCUCCUUAGAUAGCGAUGAAGACCUUGAUGCAGCAAUCAAGGAUUUGCUGCUGACUAAGAAAAAGGUUAAGAAAAAGAUGAGGGACAGGAAGGUGAGGUCAAGGAAGAGCAUUCAUUUUGGAGUGGUAGAGUUGUGCUGUCUGGACGAGGCCGAGUCAGAGAAAAAGGCAGCCCCCUCUGAACAUAAAACUCUCCCCAACCCCAAUGCUCCCAAGAGCUACAUUUCUAAAUCUAGCAGAGUAAAAAGUAAGCAGAAUACAAAUGGCAGAAGUGUAAAAUCCAAAAUGAGCAAGGGCACCUCAGAGCGGCCGAAGGCUGAGAAGAAGGUUAAACCCUCUAGCCAGGUAGAACAGACGGGUGAAGUGAGAAUGCCUUCUGAUGUAGACACUCAGUCAUGUGGCGGUAAUCUGGGUGCAGGUCGGAUAGAGGAAGACAGCGGCUCUGUAGACAGUGAUGACAGCAUUGAGCAGGAGAUCAGGAGAUUCUUGGCAGAGAAGGCGAAAUUAUCUACAGAGAGAACUAAUGACAGUGAGGAGAGAAAGGAUAGCACAGUCAAGACCACUGUUCUGAUGGCUGAUGGAGGGGUAAAGUUGGAAGCUCAGCAGGCUGAGGUUCCACCUACUGCAGGAGCUCAAUACACAGGCCUCCCUGAUAGUGGUGUGUCUGGACAGCCAGGGUGUAGGGAAGGGGAGAUUUUACAAAGUAUCGCCCAAGGAUUACAGGUCCACCUUCCUCAGUCAGCUGAUAAGAGGUCACCCCCUGCCAUAGUUAUCACUUCCAACUCCUCAUCACAUCUGCAGGCAGAUAGGCAGGGGGAUGCUGGGAACGCACUGAAAAGAAGCCAAGGAAUCUGGGAAGAAAGCAAUAUUGAGAAUUCCAGUCAAGGCAAGGCAGAGGCUAGCUCAGUACAUAAAGCCGGUGUUGUCACUCCCAGCACUAACACAGAACCCAUUCGGGUGCACCAGGUAAACUUUCCAGCAGAGACGGGGGUGUCGCCCCUGUCACAGAGCCCACUCUACGUCAGUCCUCCCAGCCCGAAGAGGGUCAGAGAGGUCAGGGUGGCUAGCACGUCUCAUCGGCAUGACAUACCCUGCAGCCAUCAGACCAGAAGCUUUAUUCCCGCGGGCGAAGUUCGCUGCGCUGUGUGUCCAGCGGCAGGAGGUUGCGAGAAUACUGGCCAAGAUGGAUUCAUUGAGCCAUCUCACCACUCCACAGAAACACCCAUCAGUGUCGUGUCCCCUGUCCAUACCUCAGCUCCAGCCAGGCUGCCAUGUGGGUAUUUCAUGCAUGGACGGCCGAGAGAGGGCAACCCUGGCCAAAACCCAACCCCUAGCCUAUUGGAGAGCACGGCGCACAAAGAUGUGGUUCAAGCAAAGCCAGACGAGCGGUCUAACCUUGAGGGUAACCAUGUUCAGAGGCGAAGCAGGGACCUGGGUAGGGCAGAUGACAGGAAGGUUUGUCCCAGAGAAAGGGAAGACAGGAAGAGAGCAGAAGGAGAGCUGAAGGGAGAAGGAGAGGAAGAAUGCGUAGAUGAGACAGAUUAUGGUUCAGAAGAGAGGCCGAGUGGUAGUCAGAGGUCAAAGGAGAGGAGGCAGUCUCCUAGAUUGUGAGUACCGACCUUGUCUCGUUCCUUCUUGUUACAUCGCGUUUUCAUCCCUUCUUUAUUUUAGUCACUGUUCGUUCUUCUAUCAUGGUAAACCUUUCAAUUAUGCCUUCCUCAGAUGUUUGUAAAUUCCAGUACUUUCAUAUGUAAGAAUGCAGGGGAUAUUAGUUUAGAAAAUGAGUGUAGUACAAAGGUUUUUUUUGUAUACUUAUUUGUACAUUUAUAUUUAAACACACACAAAUGUCAUUAAGUAG